GAGAGAGAGGGUGAAAAUGGGCGUGAGUGUGAGAGAGAGAGAGACUGAAUGAGUGAGGAAGAAGAUGGAGAAGAUGGUUUUGGAUUUGACCGGGUAGCAGGGAGAGAGAAGAUGGAGAGGAUGGCUUUGGCAGGCGAGUACAUUUCUUGGACUUUGCAAAAUUCUAAAAAUAAUGUAAAAUUAUUUUUAAAUUGUUUCGGUAGCCGAGGGCGUAGCCCACGGCGUACCUAUAGCAUUACUCGUCGCUGCAGCCAGCAGGCUAACAGCCGAACCAGCUGUAAAUUUCGCCGCUCGUUGAAAGGGAAAAAGAUGAAAACUCCCGCCAUGUCAUGAUGAGGCUUGUGGCCGCCUAUGUAUAUCUGGGGUUUCGACUGUCACGGGGGGAAUGUAGGAGAAAUUCGAAGUUCCCAACCAUACGCCUCUGGUUCCACGUUUGAUCUUCAAGCCAUACCAACAAUGGCCUUCUGGGGAGUUGAAGUAAGACCUGGAAGACCAUUCACCCAUUCAUAUAAUCAAGUGAGAGGAAGGCUUCGCAUUUCUCAGGCAACCUUGGGGAUUGGUGCUUCUGCUAAGAAGUGUUUACUUCAGUGUAAUGUGGGAGAUAAAAGUCCUGUUUUACUGUGUGCUUUAAUACCUGAAAAAACAGAGUAUUGCCAUUUGGACUUGGAAUUUGAAGAGGCAGAUGAAGUAAUCUUUUCUGUUAUUGGUACUCGAAGUGUUCACCUCACUGGUUACUUUCUUGGUAGUAGCCGUCACUCGAAUCUGGAUGAUAAUACAGAAUCCUAUGGAGAGGACAUUGGGAACACAGAUUCAGAGAAAUCUACUCACAGUAGCAAGGAAGGUGAAUACGAGGAUAGUUUUAUUGAUGAUAGUGAACCUAAAGUUUCUCCCCUUUCACCAUGGUCAGAUGGAAGAGAGUCUGAUCAGGAGAUGUUGGAUAAGAAAAAAUCAAAAGGGAGGAAAGGCACCCGUAAGAGACUUAAGAAGAAGUACCAGCCAAUUGAGUCUGAUGACAACAAUUCCGUCCAACAGAAUAUUACCAAUCACUGUACUGUAGUACUGAGAGUGGAAAGUGAAGAUGAGGACAACUUGCCUAUUCUGUCUGCAUGUAAAACUGUUACACCUGAAGCAGGAUGUAAUAUUGACAUGGAAAUUGGUGAAAUGAGCAACAAGAAAUCUGAAGAUGGUUACCAUCCCACUAGUACACCAAAUAGUGAAGCCAAUGUUGUUGCUGAUGGUGGUGUAGGAAGGGAUAUGGGCCUGCCAUGUGAUUCCAUGCUGCCCCCUGAUGCAAUUGGUCCUGAAAAUGGCUUAGAACUGAACGAAGAAAUAGCUAACAGGCCUUGUGAGGAGAAAACUCUUGAAACUUAUAGUGUUACUGGUUGUGAUGCUAUCAAUGAGGAUAAAUUGCAGCACACAGAGGAAAAGAGGGAUAAUGAGGAUCUGCUAGGUAAGAAUGGAGAUGAUCAGAAAUCAGCCAAUGACAAUCCUGAGAUUUGCUUAGCAUUGAACAAAGAAAUAGAAGAGGAAUUGCAGCGCACAGUAGAAAAGACUGGUAAUGGGUAUCUUCUAGUUAAGAAUGGACAAGAUAAAAAAUCAACCGAUGAUAAGGAAUCCGACCCAUCAAACCUUUCAUUGUGUUCUGCUGAUGAUGUGAGUCUUGAUAUCCGUAAAGAAUCAAAUAAAAGAAAGCAAAGGGAAGAGGAGGGAAAAACAGAAGAGGACUUGAAGGAAAUUGGAACUCUACAAGACAAGGCAGUUAAUGAGAAUCCAACCAACAUGAAGAUAACUGUCCAGUUGUAUGAUCCACUGCUGUCUUCUACUGAUGCUGGCUCAGACAAUGGUUUAAAGCCAAACAAGAGGAGGAAAGAAUCGGCUGAUUAUGGAAAAUCUCUUGAAGGUAAUACAAGCAAUAAUAACAUCCCUGAAGAGGACAGUGUAAAGCAAAAUGAAGGUGGGGCUGGCCAAACUAUCAAGGAUCUUGAUGAGAAAAGUGAAACAGAUCAAAAUACUUUUGACGAUAAGGGUGUUAACCUUGAUCCUGACCAAGUAGGUGAUGGAGAUCAAUAUGAAAGCAAGAAAAGUAGAAAGAAAAAGAAUAGUAAACUACAUGAGAAUGAGGGAAACCUGGAUAACGACAUAUCUUCAUUGUCAGGAAAAGAGAAGAGAUCUCUUGUGGAACUCAAGGAAAAGAAUGUGGAAGAUAAAUCUUCUCAUCAAUCAAGGACUUUGCCAAGUGGGUUGGUCAUCGAAGAUUUACAAAUGGGCAAAUCUGAUGGCAAAACCGCUUCUCCUGGAAAAAAGAUCAAGGUCCAUUUUAUUGGUAAGAUAAGAGGGAAUGGACCAGUAUUUGACUCAAACAUUGGCAAAAAGCCCUUCAGGUUUCGUCUAGGUGCUGAAGAUAUCAUUGACGGAUGGAAUGUUGGUAUUGAGGGAAUGCGAGCUGGUGGCAAGAGAAGGCUUAUUAUCCCGCCAUCACUGGGUUAUGGAAGUGAAGGAGCUGGGGAGUCAGUACCACCGAACUCUUGGCUGGAAUAUGAAAUUGAAUUGGUUGCUGUCCGGUGAUUGACUGUCUUGGCCUUGCUAUGUCAUAUUUUGGUCUUAUAUUAAUGUUAUUAGAAAUUUAUUUCAUGGUUAAUAGUGGGUGGUUCUAUUUUGAAGUUUAAGAGAGAAGACUCAGUCCCAGCCCUAAGCCCAAAGGGAACAUUCAGUGUCUUGUACGUUUUGUGAUCGAUAAAUACUACUACAUCUAUUUCUUUUUCUUUUU
Molecule: messenger RNA, 2767 nt
Organism: Diospyros lotus (date-plum)
Lineage: Eukaryota; Viridiplantae; Streptophyta; Magnoliopsida; Ericales; Ebenaceae
Product: peptidyl-prolyl cis-trans isomerase FKBP43-like
Exons: 14
Coding region: 352-2565 (737 amino acids)
Molecular function (GO): peptidyl-prolyl cis-trans isomerase activity
Source: RefSeq, a predicted model, not a curated record